Molecule: messenger RNA, 2013 nt
Organism: Musa acuminata AAA Group (dessert banana)
Lineage: Eukaryota; Viridiplantae; Streptophyta; Magnoliopsida; Zingiberales; Musaceae
Product: IRK-interacting protein-like
Exons: 2
Coding region: 200-1606 (468 amino acids)
Source: RefSeq, a predicted model, not a curated record
ACUGACCAAGCUUCGGUAAUGGAUGUCUCCGUGACUCUUAACUGAAGGUGAAGAACAAUGGGAGAGCAAAACGAAGGCAACGAAGACUGCAGCGUAUUUAUUGCAUGAAAGCAAAGUUUACACACAGCAUUUAAGGCGGUACUCCCUCGCAAGAAGAGGAGAAGGAAGCAUCCAAAAGGGGAUUUAGCCCGUCUCAGAUAUGCUCUCUCCUCUCUCAUCACCCUCCUCUUCUUCCCUCGCUCCUCCGCCUCCUCGCUCUCCGGCUUUCAUGCCUAUCGUGGAACACCAGAGAGAAGAGCAGCAGGAGGAAGCCGCGGGAGUGAGAUUUAGUGCUUACGUGCACAAGCCCACUCCACUCCACUCCUCCAUCGUAGGUUCGUCGACGGUGACCACCCCACCAGCUCUCACCACGCGGCGGCCAUCCCGGACCAGAGGCCAGGACGAUGGCGAGGCCGUGUACGUCUCCUGCGACAAGUGCCGCCCCACCUCCCGCGACAAGCUCAUCUCCGUUGUCCCCCUCGACAACGCCGCCGGACACAAGCAUUCCCCCGCGGGCUCUUCUUCCCCUGGCCCCGGCGGCCUCCUUCGCUCAUUGUUCCUAUCUGUCACCCGCCGGAGCCCCACCGCUGCUGCCGGCGUCGCAUCAACCGCCUCGGCGGCCUCCGCUGUCCGUGAAGACCAGUGGCGUCUCGUGGCGGCGGAACUGUCCAGGAAGCUCCUCCACGCCACGCGGAAACGCGACGAAGCCCUCCUCGAGGCUUCCCGCCUCGAGUAUUCCCUCACCGAGCUGGAGCGCAAGAUCGACCGCCUCGAAUCUCAUUGCCGCGACCUCCGGGCUUCCAUCCAACCUGGCCCUGCUCUCGGCCCCUCCACGGCUCCCUUCCCGACGGAGGCCUUCCACGUAGCCAUCGCCGACGCACGCGCUGCCGUCCGCCAGCUCGCCCGCUCUCUCAUCGCGCAUGUCCGACUCGGCCCACCCGGGUCGCGGUCCUCCGACCGGUUGACGGCGUUGAUCCAGCACGACGACCCCUGGGCCGCCGUCCAAUGGCGGAGGAACCCCGGCGGCUUGCUGUUCCACAUGGAGGCGCUACUGAGCCAGGCAUUCUACGCCGGGUUCGAGGAGGACGGCGAAGAGGAGGCGAGGCUGAUCGACCCGGCGGCCCGGUGCGAGGCGAGCCGGGCGGGGUACGAGGCGGUCCGGGGGCUGGGAUGGGACGAGGUGCUCUGCAAGGGGACGCGGCACUACAGUGAGGGGCUGAGUCGGUUCUGCGACCGGAAGAUGAGCGAGGUGGUGGGGGUGGUGGGGUGGGACAGGGCGUGGCCGGAGGGACUGCUACAGGCCUUCUUCGAGGCGGCGAAGGGGGCAUGGGUGGUGCGGCUCAUGGCGCGGUCCGUUCACCCGGCGCUGCCAGUGCUGAGGGCGGACCAGGGGGCGCGGUUCGACUGCCGGUUCAUGGAGGACGUCGCGGCUGACCGGGUCCGGCGGCUGACCCCGGCGAACGUGCGGAUGAUGGUGGCACCGGGGUUCCACGUGUACAACGCCGGCGGCGGUGGGGUGGUCAAGUGCACGGUGCUCUGCGCGUACAACAGCAGUAACAGCGAUUGAGCGGCGGAAACAGUUCCGAGAAGCCUCCUCGAUGGAUUAGCAGGAGGAGAUCAUCAUGUGAGGGGGAGAGAAUAAUUUUGUGCAUGGGGAUAUACCAACAAUGCCACCGAGCCUUUUUAUUUUAUUUUUAUUUUUAUUUUUAUUUUAUGGUUUUCCUGCUCUAAUGUGAAGUUGUUUAUAAGAUUUUAGAUCUUAUUUGCUAUGCUUCGAUUAUUUUGUUUUUUGGGUGGUGGAAGAUUACAACACAUGUAGAGUAAUAGGUGGAUCUUUUGAUCCUUCAAAUGCGAUCAACUUCUGAUAAAUUAAAAAAAAAUUAUCAAAAUCUUAUCUGAUAUAUUUUUAAAUAUUAAUAAAAAUAUCAAUAAUAUAUUGUAAGAUGUUGGAUUCAAAUCUUAUCUUCAUUAAUU